This is a messenger RNA of Penicillium canescens, 1737 nucleotides long. RefSeq names its product putative general amino acid permease (Agp2). The record is from RefSeq and is a predicted model, not a curated record. Lineage: Eukaryota; Fungi; Ascomycota; Eurotiomycetes; Eurotiales; Aspergillaceae. Gene Ontology annotation, cellular component: membrane. Gene Ontology annotation, biological process: amino acid transmembrane transport. The coding region runs from base 1 to 1737 and encodes 578 amino acids. Gene Ontology annotation, molecular function: amino acid transmembrane transporter activity. The transcript is spliced from 6 exons.
AUGCAUUCAGACCAGGAGCAUGUGCCCCAUACACCCACGGCGGCUGCCAUUCAGAGCGCAGAGCCUGCCCGCAUCGCUGAUCCCGAAUCCAAAUCGACCAAGUUCUUCGACAAGACCGAAGUCACUGAGAAAGACUCGCUAGACAACCGCGCGCAAUCUGUCGGUAGUGGCUCUAUGAAGUCGUCGCAUGACCAUACCCAUCGCAAGCUCAAACCUCGCCAUGUACAAUUGAUCGGUAUCGGAGGCACAAUUGGUACGGCGUUGUACGUCCAGAUUGGAUCAAAUUUGCGUACCAGUGGUCCUGCCAGUUUGUUUAUUGGGUUCAGUCUAUGGAGUUGUGUGAUUCUGAUUAUCACCGUUUGCUUGGCUGAAAUGGUCACAUACCUACCCAUCUCCUCGCCUUUUAUUCGAUUCGCCGGCCGCUACGUCGACGAGGCAUUGGGAGUCGCAGCCGGAUACAACUUCUUCAUUUUCGAAGCUGCAUUGGUCCCAUUCGAAGUCGUCGCCGUCAGCCUAAUCGUGCGAUACUGGACAAACGUGAUCCCAGUCGCAGCAAUGAACGUCAUCGUCCUAUUCCUCUAUGGAGCCCUGAACCUCUUCGCUGUAAAAUGGUAUGGCGAAGCCGAAUUCUGGCUCUCCCUCGGCAAAGUCCUCCUCAGUAUCGGCCUGAUCUUCUACACAUUCAUCGUCAUGCUAGGCGGUAACCCCCUCGGAGACAGAUUCGGCUUCCGUUACUGGAACGAACCGGGGGCUUUUGCCGAGUACUACAAAACAGGCGAUACAGGUCGCUUCCUCGGUGUGCUGUCGGCACUCAUCGCAGCGAGUUUCACUAUCGCCGGUCCGGACUACGUCUCCAUGGCUGCGGGUGAGACAAUGAACCCUCGCAAAGUCCUGCCCAAGGCUUUCAACGGUGUUUUCUAUCGUCUUACGGCUUUCUUCGUGCUGGGUGUUCUGUGCAUUGGUAUUCUCGUGCCAUACAACGAUAAGACUAUGGCGGAUGCAUUUGACAAUGAUCAACCCGGUGCUGCGGCUUCGCCGUAUGUCAUUUCCAUGGACCGGUUGAAUAUUCCUGUCUUGCCUGAUAUUGUUAAUGCGGUCGUUCUUACGGCUUCGUUCAGUGCGGGGAAUAGUUACAUGUACUGUGCUAGUCGCAGUCUUUACGGCUUGGCGUUGGAAGGAAAGGCUCCUAAGAUUCUGACCAAGUGCACGAGCCGGGGUGUGCCUAUCUACUGUGUUGCAAUUGUUCUUGUCAUUGCUCUGCUCAGUUUUUUGCAGGUUUCUAACAGUGCCGCUGUUGUGCUGAACUGGUUCGUUAAUCUGGUGACGGCUUCCCAACUCAUCAAUUUCUCUGUCGUGACAUUCACCUAUAUCCGCUUCAAAAAGGCUGUAGAAGCACAGGGCAUCUCAAGAGACUCCCUGCCCUACCGCAGCUGGUGGCAACCCUACAUCGCUUACAUUGCCUGCACUUGCACGACAAUCAUGGCUUUUGUUGGUGGGUAUACCGUCUUCUUGCCAGGGAAUUGGUCCAUCCCGACAUUCCUUUUCUCUUAUACCAUGAUCGGCGUCUUUCCCAUUCUUUACUUUGGGUGGAAGUUCUUCCACAAGACUAAGUUCCUUAAGCCCGAAGAGGUUGAUUUGAUGACUGGUGUUGUGGAAAUUGAGGAGUACACCAGGGAUUUCGUUACUGAGCCGCCUAAGACUAUCCUUCACAAGUGGGUGUACAAGAUCUUCGAAUGA